AUGGCUCGCCACCGAACUGAUGCCGAGGUGAACAUGCAGGCUGUGGCGGCCCUCUGCAACCUCACCUCUCAGCUGGCGGAGAACAAGCGAGCUAUCUGUGAAGCUGGCGGGUUGGAGAUGGCAGUGGCCGCUUUGAUGGCGCACCCGCAGAGCCAGGAGCUGCAGCAGCAGGGCUGCGGGCUGCUCCACAAUUUGGCCUGCGACCCACAACUGCGGCCUCAGGUCAAUGCAGCUGGAGGCUUGCGGGUGGCUGCCGCAGCCAUCGAGCACCCGGUCCGUGCCGUGCAGUCCCUGGCCCUGAUGCUUCAGAGGCAGCUCCAGGCCCGGCAAGAAAUGCCUCCGCAAGCACAGGAAACGCGCAAGCCUGCAAAGACCACAGCCUCGCUGGCCAAAGAUGCCUCGGAUGGCGGCGUGGACGAGCUCUUCGCGCCGCGCACGCACACGGUGCGCGUGGCGCGGAGCAAGGCGCUGACGAGGCCUCAGCGCAAGGUGAUGGCCGACGUCAUGGCAUCGAUGCAGCAGAAUCCUC
Symbiodinium necroappetens is the source of this 529-nucleotide messenger RNA. Lineage: Eukaryota; Dinophyceae; Suessiales; Symbiodiniaceae. The record is from the annotation of a GenBank genome assembly.